GGCCUUCAAAGUAAAGAGGAUGCUGAAAAUGCGAAACCGCUAAAAAUGAAGGUAACAUCUUUUAGUAGAGUCCUGCUUGAAAGAACCAGUUGCAAUGUUUUCUGGUUUGGCGUUGCCACUUGGCGAUGGUGCACCAACGACAGCACGUGCGGAAUCUGUCGAAACACGUUCGAGACUUGUUGUGCCGAUUGUAAGCUGCCAGGAGACGACUGUCCUCUUGUUUGGGGCCAGUGCUCCCACUGUUUUCACAUGCACUGCAUCAUCAAUUGGCUAAACACCCGCCAAUCAGGCCAACCCUGCCCACUUUGUCGACAAGAGUGGAAGUUCAGAGAAUAG
Messenger RNA from Mesocestoides corti, 336 nucleotides. NCBI's taxonomy places the organism in Eukaryota, Metazoa, Platyhelminthes, Cestoda, Cyclophyllidea, Mesocestoididae. The record is from the annotation of a GenBank genome assembly.